CCAGCCACCUGCUCUUCCUGGUCAAGAUCAAUCCCGCUGGGGCGCUUCCCCUGUGACAGGAUGCACGCCAGUUCAAGCAUGAACACUUGCCACGAUUGUUCCUUGUCCCAAAAUGUGACGUUGAUCUAACGGCUAGACUCGCCCUUCUCGCUCUCAUGCGGUUUCGGAACUUCGAAGGAACAUAUUAUAUCAGGCAACACGAUGUGCCUUAUUUUCGCGUUUAACCGACGUAUAUUCCAAGGCGUAUGUCCUCAUGAUUCUCCCCAAUAGUCUGUUAGCUUUGCGUCUCCCUGAGAAACCCAUGGAGCGAUUGGUCUGAUUUUCAUCUCGUUGCCCCGCGACUUGCGUACAGUAAUCACCCUGGUUCUCACAAUCGUGAAGCGAAAUGAAUAUAUCUUAAUAAGGACAAGUGCCAUAACCAGGUAGACGCCAGCAAUGUCAAAGGAAAAAAGGCGUAUUCUUCCUGUUAGACCAAAGGGAAGGGAUGAGCCCUGCCUCAAUAGGUCCGUUUAACCCUGCAAAUCGGUAACCCGUCUAUAAGCCGUGGAUUCAGGCUGUGUUAGGUUGAUAGGAAUCCAAAAAGAUGGCAUCCAUGAAACUGAAAGGAGGUGCAACAGAAAAAGCUUUGUCUCCUGAAGAGCAGCAGGCCAAGAUUGGUGAAAUCAGAAAGAUCAUUGGUCCAAUUACCGACAAGUUCCCAGCAUUGUUUUCAGAUGCAUCAAUACAAAGGUUCCUCAGAGCACGAAACUGGAAUGUGAAAAAAAGUGCAAAAAUGAUGAAAGAAACCUUGAAGUGGAGGGUGGAAUACAAGCCAGAGAAAAUUCGAUGGGAUGAUGUGUCAUGUGAAGCUAAGACUGGAAGGUUAUAUAGAGCUGACUUUUUGGAUAAGCAAGGGCGGAUUGUUCUUGUGAUGAGAGCAGGUGUUCAGGGUACAAGCUCAUCGGUGGAGCAGAUCAAGUACUUGGUUUACUGUAUGGAGAAUGCCAUAUUAAAUCUAAAUUCCAAUCAGCAACAGAUGAUUUGGCUUGUUGAUUUUCAAGGGUGGAGCAAAUCAAGCGUAUCAUUAAAGGUUACUAAGGAGACUGCUCAACUCCUUCAGAAUCAUUAUCCUGAGAGAUUGGGUCUAGCAAUCCUAUACAAUCCCCCGAAAUUAUUUGAGUCCUUUUGGACGAUGGUGAAGCCUUUUCUUGAGCCCAAAACCCAUAGAAAAGUGAGGUUCGUCUACUCUGAGAACCCGAAGAGUCGCAAGAUAAUGGAAGAAGUGUUUGACAUGGACAAGUUGGAAUCCCGUUUUGGCGGGAAAAGUUCCGCUGGAUUCAACUAUGAAGCUUAUGCCCUGAAGCUGAGAGAAGAUGACAAGAAGAUGUCUAAUUUUGAUGACACUGGUUGUUCAUCACCAACUAUCCUGCAGUCGGCGAUGGCUGAAUCACUGCAGCCAGAGUCACCAGCUUCUGAAAAUGGUUGUGAGGAUGAAUCAUCUUGUGAUGAAGCAAAUGGCUUAAACGUGGAGAAAGAAGAUGAAAGUAUACAAGGCCAAUCACCUUGUCCUCAAAAGGAUGAUGAGGUCGGUGGAGUGAAAAAUGCUCUGGUAGGCUAAGCUAACUGGCAGAAUAUUACUCAGGGCAAGCUUCAAGGUCAUUCCUUUUGGUCAAAUUUGGAGGAAUGAGAUAUUAUUAGUCCAACAAAAUUUGUUUCGUUGUUUCAAAUGAUUCACAAGGCUUCCAAGGUAACAAAUAAGACAAGGGACAUGGUAAAAACACAUGGUAAAAACUGAACAUGGAGCACCCAGGUGAGGAUAAGUGAGAAGUAAGACAUCCCUUGAUGAGAGAAAAUAUGUUUCUCGAGAUGGUAUUUUCUUGUACCCUUGACAAGCAUUCAAGUACAUGGCCUUGUUAAGAAAGCAUCAUGCUUUUUUCUUGUAAAUUAGUACAAUAAGAUUCUUAAAUUAACAUCAAUUUUCUUUUCA
Messenger RNA from Prosopis cineraria, 1966 nucleotides. RefSeq lists its product as uncharacterized. Bases 584 to 1597 code for a protein of 337 amino acids. Gene Ontology annotation, molecular function: phosphatidylinositol transfer activity. The record is from RefSeq and is a predicted model, not a curated record. The transcript has 8 exons. Lineage: Eukaryota; Viridiplantae; Streptophyta; Magnoliopsida; Fabales; Fabaceae.